Molecule: messenger RNA, 282 nt
Organism: Microthlaspi erraticum
Lineage: Eukaryota; Viridiplantae; Streptophyta; Magnoliopsida; Brassicales; Brassicaceae
Source: the annotation of a GenBank genome assembly
AUGCAUUACCACGGGUGCUGCUGCGGACGGUGCAGAGUGUCGACGUCUCCUUUGCCGGUAAUUGUCUUGAUCGCGGUGGCGCUCCUCCUAUUAGCGCUCUCCUCCGCCGUGAAAGUAGAGAUCGCUGUCUCCACAGGCGAAGAUAUCCUGAGCUGGCUCCUCCUCGCCGCUGUUCCUUUGGCUCUGCUAUUCGCCGUGCGGUGUCUCUCUUCCCUGGAUACUUCGAAGCGAUCCAUCCACUACUGUCCCUGUGGCCGCUGGAAAUGCGUUUGCUACUACUAG